Cydia pomonella (codling moth) is the source of this 3133-nucleotide messenger RNA. RefSeq names its product inactive peptidyl-prolyl cis-trans isomerase shutdown-like. The transcript is spliced from 6 exons. The record is from RefSeq and is a predicted model, not a curated record. Bases 218 to 1627 code for a protein of 469 amino acids. Gene Ontology annotation, molecular function: peptidyl-prolyl cis-trans isomerase activity; protein binding. NCBI's taxonomy places the organism in Eukaryota, Metazoa, Arthropoda, Insecta, Lepidoptera, Tortricidae.
UAUACCAGGGACUACGAGGAUAGUAUUUGAACAAACCUCGGACUACAAUUGAUUGACAUGUGUGUCAAGCUGUCAAGUCAAAGGUCAAUUUAUUUAUUGUGAUAAUGAUAAAAGUUUGUGAUGCAAAUAAUGCGUUUUUUGUGAUAUUUCAUUAAUUUGACUCAUCGAAAAUAUUUAAUUUGAUAUAUUUAUUGUAAAAUACAUCUAUCAUUUUACAAUGGACGAAGCUAACAAUGUAGCAGAUGCUUUGGAAGAACCCAUACAGUUCUCAAAAGGCAUAAAUCUGAAAGAACUGUUGACUUCAAACACCGAGUUCUGCAUUGACCUGGACUACAAAAAUGCAAAUAACGCCUUGAAGGCAGAUCCACUUCUGAACGAUGACUUGUUUGGCGUGGAUGAUGAUGAUGAAGACAGUGACAUCCUCAAGACCUUGGAACAGACCACAGAGUAUGGCAUGCUGUCUAGCCCUGAGUACCACUCCUUUGAUGAGCUAGCAGCCAAGAUGACGGACUGCAUAACAACUGGGGAAUGCAAGAUGUUGGUUCUAGAAGAAGGGGACCCUAAGAACCCGUUGGUACCGUAUGACGCAGUGGUGACAAUUCACUAUGCAGCAUACUGGGAGAGAGAGAAGAUACCUUUCGACUCCACGCUCACCAUGAACUUUGGAAAACCCCAGAAACACCGGCUGGGCGAAGGCAGACUGAUCCCCGGGCUGGAGAUAGCCCUGACGCUGGUGCGGGGCCCGUCAGCGCGGCUCCUCGUUCUAUUGGAGCCCGCGCUGGCGUGGGGCGCGCGGGGCGUGCCGCCGCGCAUCCGCGCCGAACGCGCGCUCUUCGUCAUUACGCUCUAUGACGUCCAGGACCGCGCCACGCCUGAACAGUUCAACAGCCUUCCAAAGGAAGAGCAGAAAAAAUACGAAAACAUCAUGAAGACAGUUGAAAGUUUGCACGCGGAGGCUAAAAAACUAUUCUCUAAGAAAAAAUACAAACCAGCCAGGAACAACUAUCAGCAUUCCAUGUUAAUACUCAAUUCUGCCAACCCAGAAAAUGCACUUCAAGAGGAAAAUAUUAAGAAAUUUAGAAUUAACACCUAUGUCAACUUAGCUAUGUGUUAUUGUAAACUUAACAAACCAAACUACGCAAUAUCGAUGCUAGAAAAUUUAGAUUAUGUAUCAGACGUCGAUAAACAUUGUAAAGCAUUAUUUUACUACGGAAAAGCGUAUCAGUUAUUAGGAAACAACGAAGAAGCGCUGAAAUAUUACAAAAAAGCUUUAACGCUGGAACCUAGAAACAAAGAUAUUGGUAAAACACUGGCUGAAUUAGACGAGUAUUUAAAAAAGACAGCGGUAAAAGAAAAAGAACUGUGGCAGAAUGCCUUCCAGUCAAUGCCAGCUAAAAAAGAAAGUAUUGUCUAUGAUGUUGAACAGGAAUUCGAAAAUAACGUUCGCAAAAUGUGCCAAGAUCUGACAGGGAGGAACGAAUAUGCCAAAUUUGAUCUACCUACAGGUCUGUCUAAGGAUGAAGUUUUGUGUAUCAAGUCCCUGAUUAGGGAUUUUGAUGGUCUAGUUUUAGUGGAAAAUGGUGAAGGUAGAAGGAAAAAGAUGUCUAUUAUUAGAAGGUUACUGUAAUAAUGUUACUUGUUUUUUUUUAACAAACAAACAGUCAUACUAAUCAUUGAAGGGAAGAUUGAAGGGAAACGAGGACGUGGGAGAAGGAGAAUAUCAUGGACAAGGAACAUAAGAGACUGGUUGGACGUGGGCAGUACAGAGAAACUAAUUCGCAUGACUUCAGAUAGAAUGGCAUAUAGACAUAAGGUCGCCAACCUCCGGGAUGUAGAAGGCAUUUAAAGAAGAAGAAGAAGAAACAGUCAUACACAAUUUUUGAUCAAAACUUAUAGACAAAAAAUAGACCUAUAGUUUCAUAUGUAGAAAUAAAAUAUAAACAGGUCCGUGGCUAUUACAAAAAACAAAAAUACUUAAAUCUGUAUUUUAUAAUAACAAAUACUUGAAAUAUGUAAAUCUGUGAUUUGAUAAGUCUGCAGAAAAUAAGUUACAUAUACAUCGUAGUCUCGUAGUACAUUAAAUUUAAGCAAAUAACAAAUUCCAGUUAUAAUCAAUAUUUAAAUGCAUUCUUAAGUUGUGUUAGUGAACAGUUAAAAAUGUCUAAAUCAUUAAGUUUUUGAUGGCGUCGACGUCCAAUUUCAAAUUAAGAUAUUUUUUUAUUACUAUAGACGAUGGAAUACAUCUAAGAUUAUUACUAAGAAGAAUAGUGUAAAAUGUUGUGGUACUGUAACGUUUCAUAAUCCAGUAACCGCAAAACGCAUGUCGGUGUCCUAUAACGCCAUCUAUUUUAUUGUCAAUUUGGUAAAUAGAGUUGAGAGCUGAAGUACAAAGUCCUGCAAAGUAUUGUUUUUUUUAAAUACUACGUCGGUGGCAAACAAGCACGCGGUCCGCCUGAUUGUAAGCAGUCUCCGCAGCCUAUGGACGCCUGCAACUCAAGAGGUGUUACAUGACCCUACACUUCGCACCCUCGUUGAUCUCUGGCAGGGUCUAGUGUUAUUUGGCUGCGGUUUUCUGUAAGGUGGAGGUACUUCCCCAGUUGGGCUCUGCUCUAGAUCUGGAAUGACAUCCGCUGUGCUGUGCCUUACUACUCAAAACGUGAUAACAUUCACAGUUCCCAUACCUCUCUUUUGGACGUAGUUUAAGGACAUACCCGGGUAUUUUGCAGGUCUUUGUACUUCGGCGCUCCACUCUACGUGAUACUCAACGCCCUACGCGUGUUCUAAAACAAUAAAGUGUUAUGAAACAAUUAGGUGGCUCCACACAGAGCGAGAGCAUACUCGCGAGGCAAUUUACUCACGCACAUAACAGCCAGUGUAGACGUGCCUCGGCCGUUAUGUGCGUGAGGAAAGUAUGGGGUCCAAUACAUUCCACGACUCUUCUCUUUCUAUGCUAAUAUGAUCAGUGGAGCAGUUUAAAUUUAUGCAAAAAUCGUGCCGCGACAAAAUGACCCUUUUUGGACCCUCUCAUCUGAUGAUUAGACUAUUCGGACUACACUAAGCAUAUCCCGACAUACAUUUUAUUAUAUUUUGUAUAAAAUACAAGCGUAAUAUUAAUAAAAUGGUAUUAUUGAUA